This is a messenger RNA of Brassica rapa (field mustard), 1805 nucleotides long. RefSeq names its product VAMP-like protein YKT61. Gene Ontology annotation, cellular component: Golgi apparatus. NCBI's taxonomy places the organism in Eukaryota, Viridiplantae, Streptophyta, Magnoliopsida, Brassicales, Brassicaceae. Gene Ontology annotation, biological process: endoplasmic reticulum to Golgi vesicle-mediated transport. Gene Ontology annotation, molecular function: SNAP receptor activity. The record is from RefSeq and is a predicted model, not a curated record.
UAGCUCUUACCAAUAGAACUUCAUUGUUUUCAGUGAUCCACCAGAGUUAAUUAUGAGUAUCACGGCCUUGCUUGUUCUCAAGUGCACUCCCGAUACUCCAAACCCAGUUAUCCUCGCUCACGCAUUCGACUUCUCUGGAUUCAACUAUUUCUACCACCCUAACAUCUCAGAGUUCGUUCGCUUCUUCGGCAGUACUGUCGCUGGCAGAACCCUUCCUUCUCAGCGCCAAUCUGUUAAACACAAAGACGAAGUAGUGCAUGCUUACAACAGAAACGGCCUCUGCGCCGUGGGAUUCAUGGACGACUGUUAUCCUGUUCGAAGUGCUUUUUCUCUUCUCGAUCAGGUUCUUGAUGAGUACCAGAAGAUAUUUGGUGAGACAUGGAGGUCAACAAAAGAAGUCUCUAACCAGAAGUGGCCAUACUUAGUAGAAGCUUUAGAAAAAUUUAAGGACCCGGCGGAAGCUGAUAAGCUGUUGAAAAUACAGAUUGAGCUGGAUGAGACCAGUAUUAUCAUUCAUAAAACCAUUGAUGGUCUCCUAGCCCGAGGUGAAAAGCUGGACAAUUUAGUGGAGAAGAGUUCAGAUUUAAACAAGGCAUCAAAGGUAACAUUCCACCCUAAUAUACUUGCUAGUGUUUCUUUAGAAGAGUCCGAGGUUUUGGAGAUAGUUUUUUCUUUUUGCUAACAGUUGGAGAUAGUUUUUGACAUGAGAAAAUUGGUUUUAUGGUUUUUUUUUUUUGGAUGAUGAAACAGAUGUUUUACAAGCGAGCGAGGAAAACAAACUCAUGUUGUACAAUUCUCUGAAGCUGCAAUGCAACUCUUGCAUCUCCCUCUGCUAUAUAGAAUUAGGGAAAUGUGCAUUUACAUAAUAACUUAUACGACAAGGAAGAAGCUGUUCCUUGUCGGUUAUGAGAAUUUCAUAAGACAAGGAUAACGUGUUAUGGAAGUUAUGAACAAUUUAUGAUUUACUGUUCUCAGUGUUAAUUUAGUUUAUGUUUUUUUUUGUUAUGUGGCUAAUCUCUAUGAAUGCAUAUGUAUAAUGGAAUAUUCAGACAUACACAGCACAUAAAGAGACACUAAUUAUAUAGAAGAAUAAAUCUGAAGCACAUUAUUAAAUUGGUGGUUUAAUGGAAGUAAAGAGAGUACUACCUCCUUUCAUAAUUGUCACCCCAUACUUAAAAACUGCUCGUCCCUUCAAAUCAACCAACGUGCCAUUGUUGUGAAUGCGACGUUUUGACUUUUAACUUUGUGUCAGAGGAGGUACGAGUUGUGAGCAAAGCCGAUAACGACGCUAGUAGUUCGUAUUUGCAGUUAAUUUUUCUUUUUUGGGGGUGGGGUGGGGGGAGGCGCAUUGAAUCAUGUAAUGCGGGUUAGGAAACGGAACCAAUACAAACCAGCCCCAACCAAACAUAAGUAUAUUUCUAAAUCAUUUGGUUGAUGAUCUUGAACAAAUAGACUAAUGUGUUUAUUUAAUUAACUUAAUCCAAACUAGAGGUGUCAAAAUGAACUACCUCGCUCAACUCAGCUCAGCUCAUAGUGAGUUCGGCUUUUUCAUGAGGUAGCUCAGUUCAGCUCAUUUAUUAUAUGAAUUUCAAUAUGUAAACUCGAACUCAGAUCAUCUAGAUCAUGAGUUAAAUGAGUUAAAUCAUGAUCUAAAUAAAAAUAAUAAUUAUAAAAUAAAAUAGUGAUAUAAUAACUUCUAUAAUAUUGUUCAAAAAUUAAAUAUUAAAAAAUCCAAAACAUAAAUAUUAAAUACUAAAUAAAAACCAACACAUGACAAAAAAAAACAAUACCUAAUAUUAAUUAAA